CCUCCCCGCGCGGAGCAGCCCGGAACCUGCUUGGCUCGCAGGCCGGGCGGGCGGCGCAGCAGCGGUCCCUGGCGGCGGCCGCCGGGGCGCGCCGGGGCGGCGGGGCGCGACCGCUGCCCGCUGCCCGCUGCCGAGCAUGGAGGAGGACGAGGGGGCGGCCGCAGGCGGGGAGCAGCGGCGCCGCCGCGCCGCGCCCGGGCUGGGACCCGAGCGGCCCCCCAGCCCCAGCCGCCUGGAUGUGAGCUCCAGCCGCUUCGACCCGCUGCUGGCGCUGUACUCCGCCAGCACGCCGCUGCCCUUCCCCGGCGCGCCCUGCUUCAACAACCUGGCCGAGUACGAGAGCUUCCAGCGGGGCCUGCUCCGCCCGCGCGGCCGCCGCGCCGCCGCCGCCCGCCGCGGCCCAGGCGCCGCGACCCGCGCCGCCCGCCGCGGCCCGCCCGCCGCCGACCCCGAGCGCAUCCAGCGCCUCCGCAGCCUCAUGGUCAACGCGGGCCCCGAGCAGGGGGCGGCCGAGAGCGGCGCCGCGGCCCGGCGCAGGCGGGCGCCGCGCAACGUCCUCACCAGGAUGCCCCUUCAUGAAGGCAGCCCACUGGGGGAACUUCAUCGCUGUGUCCGAGAUGGUGUAAAAAUCAACGUCCAUAUCCGCACUUUCAAAGGGCUUCGUGGAGUCUGCACGGGGUUUUUGGUUGCAUUUGACAAGUUCUGGAAUAUGGCCCUGACAGAUGUGGAUGAGACAUACAGGAAACCAGUACUGGGCAAAGCUUUCUAUGUUGAACCUCAGCUCACUUUAACCAGGCUGUUUGACAGACUCAAACUGCAGGAGUCCUCAGCAAAGAAGGGAGCUGACUCAAAGACUGUCUCAGAGGAGCUAGUCCUGACAAAUGACUCUCAGAUGCUUGGAUGGAAAGCUGGAUCAGGACGAGGGAGAGCAGAAGAUGAGCGCGAGAGGCAAAAACGCUUGAGCAGAGCUGGAGAAAAGAAGAUGCCAGGUGACAGUUUGCAUCUGGCUAUCAGAGGUGAAGCUGAUGUGGGUAGCGGGACUGCCCACACAGAGGGUGCCAGUGCUGGUGGUACCCAUGCAAGAAGCCAGUCACGGAGAAAGAAGAGGCCCAAGGUGGAUUAUCAACAGGUGUUCACACGCCAUAUAAAUCAGAUUUUUAUUCGAGGAGAGAAUGUCUUGCUUGUCCAUUUAGCGCACUGACUUGGCUGAGCCUUGGUCAGUGUAUUUAUUUGAUAGCAUGAACUGCCGCUAUAGCUCUCAUUGCUAUUUAGCAUUCUUGUUAAGUAUCAUGGUACUCUGACUGGUUUCCUGCUGCCAUAACAAGGUAGUUCUAACUGGGGCAUCUUGAGCUUGUUGCCAAAGCAGCCUCCUUAGGUCUUUGUUGGGGGAGGUCUCAGGACAAGUUCAGCAACACACUUGUUUCUGUGAGAUGAGGGAGAUGAGCACAGAUCCCAGUGCUCCUUAAAAAGAAGCUCAAUGAAGAGAGUUGGAAGAGAGUUUUGCUGUAGCCGGUUAUAGGAGCUAAUUGUGGCACACAUUUAAGGAGCAUAAAUUUAGACCUCCACCUGAAGUGAGUCACUAAUGCUGUAUAUUUCACAUGUUCUGAGUAAUCUCAAGAGAAGAUUACUGGUGAAACCAAUGGUUUAUCUACCGUUGUUAUAUGGAUGCGUUCUUUUCCAGACGUAAUUCCAGUAGUCAUUUUGAAAUAGUAUAUAAAAAGGUGGAAUGACAUACUUCUGAUGGCUGUUAGCCUCUUCAUAGUUAGCUCUGUAAUGCCCUGCAUGAUAGAAAACCUCUUCUUAAUUAAAAACUGCUUUUUUUCUGUGAAUGAUGGCAAGAUUUUAAUUUUUUGGUAUCAAAGCUUAUGCUCCUAUUUGCUGUGCUUUUGCCCUGUGUCACCAGCAAGCAGCUAAUGUAGCCGAUCCAGGGACCUCCAUAUUUGGACUUUAUCUGUGAUUGUUGUGGAUGCAUAUCGAAAAUCGUAUUUUUAUCUUUCAUCCAUUUGCUACUUGGUGUAAUAGUGAAGUUUGAAAAGCUGUACGUUUUCUCAGAUUUGAGUGUUUGUGCUGAGCACAGUUGUACUGUAUCUAAGCGCCUUUCGACUUCCCUCUCUUGAAACUAGAGGUGCUGCCUCUCCAGUGGUUCUCACGGAGCAGAAAUCUUUGUCUUUCCUAUCUGUGUGAAUGAUGUGGCUUCUAAUUCCAGUUGAACUGAGCUUUGGAGGUGUGCCUGAGGUUGUUUUGAAGUAUAAAAGUUUUAAGUCAAACCCAGCUCAUCAGUGGUUUAUUUUAGCAGUGUUCUUAAGGUACUAUAGAUCAGGCCUGGCUUCUGCAGGUAUAAAUUGCUUUCCAAGAGCUACAUAAAAAGUUUGAGUCUAAAUGAAGCUGUUAAUAUCUAGUCUGAUGUCAAAUGACACUAGAUUUCACCCUUCUGUUCUUGUAUUCAUCUCAAUUACCUUGUGCUUUGCAGCAGCUCCUGUAUUUCAAAUUAAGUUAGAAAAUUGCUAGGACAAUGGUUAGAACUGGCAAUGGGUAAAACAACUUUUUGGUGCUUUGUAGCAGGUCGCGUACUGCAUAAUGAUGUCGUAAGUCCUCAAACUGAAUGACUGUACUCUUCAGUGACAUGUAUUUCUGUUGUUACAAAUGCAGCAUGCUGCUUGCUUGUCAUUAGGAGUGUGUCUGGUGCUUGGGGAAUUGUAGAAAUCAUUUAGCAGCAGUUUCUGGACACACAGAGCAGGUGUAUGCCUCUGGGGGAGCCUGAAACUUUCAUGUCAACAUUUCAGAUGGCUAGGGGCUUGGAUGACUGAUCAGCUCAGCCACUGAGCUGCAAACCCAACUUCAGUGUGGCACAAAAGUGCCUAAAUAAAAGUACUAUUGAGGCAGUUUCGUCAAUAGAAUAAAUGAAUAUCUACAAUUUCUUAUUAUGUACAGCUUCAUUGCUGUAAUCACUUCCUACUCUGAAAUAAGAUUAGGUGCUGAAAAGACUCUUCCCUUGGAGGCUCUUGCCUCUGUUCCUUUGGGCUGUGCCUGUUUGUGUGGUCCACUGUUCCCCCCUGCCCCCCGGCCUUUGUCUCCUCAGGACAUUUCUCGCUAAAGUCUGGUUUAGGAAGAUUGUUGUUGUAAUCAUCCUUAGCUCUCUUGGCUUUCUGAACCUUGCUUGGUUGGCUUUCUAUGUGGUCAUCAGCCAACCAGAACCCUCACAAAUUAUUAGAAAGUCUGGAAGCUAGAAACAAGGGACUCAUUUCUCCUCUUGACUUCUCAUCAGCUUUUACUGCAAAGCAACAUUUUUCUUUAUUAAGUUUUUGAUUGUGGGUUUUUUUCCCCCCUGCUUUCUGAUGCUUUGUUUUUAUUUCAGUUGCUGAGAUGACCACCUCUGCCUCUUCUAUUAGUGUAUGCCAAAGGCUACUGGCUUUGACACCUCCCCUUUCUUUCAUGCUUGACCAAAGGAUGUCAUACCAUCACUCAGGCCCAUCAUACUAUGACAUCUAAGUGAAUUCUUGCUUUUCUUUACCUCAUAUUCUUUUUCUCUUUCUGUCUCACUAUUUUAUACUGCCUUGUGCAUUAAAUAAGACAUGUUCCUCUUGUAGCUACACUGCCCACUUUCCUUGUCAGUUGACACUUCACCAAGUUUUCAGUUGCUACUAGAAAUCUCAGUGCUUCCUUCCAUCAGAAGGUUUUUCUCUGUUCUUCCCAACAUGAAAUCUUGCAGGUGUAUGUUGCUUCACAUCUACAAGUUUUCUUCUUAGGUUUCAUGAAAAAUGCUGGUGCUUAAACUUGAGUUUGUGCCUUGAUUUUUUUAUAUCACCACUGAUCCGCUCUUCCAAAAUAGUUACGUUAGUCAGCAAAUCUGGUUCAGAACCGUAUGGUUUGUCUCUUUCUUGCUCUACCUCAUUAUUAAACUGCUUCUCCUCUUUUCUCCUCGUUUUCUCAUCUACUGUGGAGUUGAUUAAAAGUCUCUCUUCCAUUUUCGACUUAUGUUUUAUUUGGUGGUCCUUCCUUUGUUUCCUAGUUUCUUAUCUGCCUCUUUCAUUAUUUCCAAGCUGCUUGCUGAAUACAGCCCCUUCUACAACUUCAGAUUUUUGGACGUGUCUUCCUUUUCCCUCCCUUUUCUGACACUGUAUCAUUUUAAAGCCCAUUUUCAAAAUACUAUUUUAUGAAUUUUGUUUCUUUCAAGCAUAGUGUUUGAUUGUGACUAAGCAAGUGAGCUUGUAUGUGUUUUGUCACUUGCAUGUUUAAUCCUUCAGAUAAAGUUGCUCUUUAAAUAAAAUUGAAUGUGAUACUCUGGAAUGAAGUCUUCUACCUCACUUAAGUAUUCAUGUAAACUUAUGGGAAAAAAACCCUUGGAAACAAUGUUUUUUUUAUUCUUUCUGGUUAUUUCUUUCAUUGAUUUUCCUUUUCCAAACUCAGCAUAAAAUCCAAGUUCUUUGUUCGAGAAGCUGUCUGCUCCUGCCAUUCCUUUAUUGCAGCAGUGUCACAAGCAGAUGAUGUGAGCAUAGACAUCUGAAGGUACUGUGCUAAAGAAUAAACUGCAGAGGCAGGAGGUAAUCUUAAGAAACAAAGAACUGUGUGAAAGUGAAAAAGUUUUGGGCUCAGCAUAAAGGACUCCCUGGAAAGGGUUGAUACACUGGUUGUAUUCUGUCCAGUAUUUUGGGGACAUUUUUCAGCCUGAUGGGCAAUAGUGAUACCUCACAAUAAACAUGCUUUAGAUACCAAAUUAUUGCAAGGAACAAAGUCUUUUGAACUACCUUUAAAGAAGGGUUGUGAAAAUUUGAGAAUAUUUAAGAAUCACUUCUAUAAUACUAGACACCUGCAGAAAUGACUUAAUGAAGUAUUCUUGGAGUUGAAGUGUGAGGUCAAAUAUUUCUUACAGCGUCAUCAUACAUCUCUUCAUUGCCAACACAGUUCAGUGGGGAGCAAAAUCUCAUGGUUUCUUUAAGAAUGACUGUUUUCUUUGUAUGGUGAUACAAUUCUGUAGACCUUUCUAGUAUAGUCUGAAUGGGAUUUUCAUAGGACCAUGGCAUAAAGUCCAUCCAUGCUGUGGGAAAGUAGGGAAAAAGUGAUGAGUGGAGAUGGACUGAGAGCCGCUGUGUUAGCUUUGUUAUGGAUAGCAUGAAUAGGAUUAUUUCUUGGGAAACCCUUUUGCACAGGUGCUUCAUUUUUAUCACACACUUCUUAAAUAGGCCUGUGGUAGUAGUAUAAAUAAGGUCAAAGGAACAAAAACAGCUUGUAGAAAGUGUGGUUGUAGUUCCUUCUCUCAAUUGGCUAGUCCAGCUUUUGGUUAUUGCCUGAAAGUUUUCACUGGUCCAGAGACAGGUACUUAGCAUCUCCUCACGAGGUUGUUACUGAAGCAGUCAGUAAGUACAGUUUUCCAUCUGUUUCUUGUCCUUCAGUUCUUGGAUUCAUUGUUUCUGUUGCAGCUUUCCCUUCUGUAUCAUUUGGAAGCAGGGCCAGGUGCCUCAGCAGGAGUAGGCUCGACUGCCUGUUUUUUUUCCCCUCCCUAAGGAAUGUUACCUAGUUCAGUUUUGCAUCCAGAUAGCUGGAGGUGAUUGUUAAAAUUCAUACUUUUCUCUGCAAGAGUAUGGCAGGCUUUUGGAAUUAAGUAUUUGGUCACAAGAACUAUUUAUCUUGGAUCUGUUGGAGUAAACUGAUCCUUUACUUUUUUCUUUCCAGCAGCUCUGGAUUUUCCUAGUUUGCUGUUGUAAAUGUUCAUUUGCACCUAGCAGUGGAAGAAGUUGUCUCCAGGAAAAAAAAAUGCAAAGGCAAAAGCUGUCUAAUUUUUGUUGAACUUGGCAUUUUGUCCAACACACUGUGCACACUGUUAUCCUUUCUGUUGUUCUCCUGGAAUAAGGAAUUUCUGUGUAGACUUUAGAAGCCAGACUUAAGGCCCUAAAUCUAUGUGAUAGACCUAAAUGAGCCAGACUUAAGGCCCUAAAUCUAUGUGAUAGACCUAAAUGAGCCAGGUAGAAACACUGAUAUCACCCAGAGUCUUGAAAUGCAGUAAGAUAGCAAACUGUGAAAACACUAAGUUUCUGAAGAUGUUUAUCUCUAAAGAAACUUUCUGUCUUUGAUUAAACGGGUCAGGAUUAUAAUCACCAGCUUAAACUGAAAGCUCUGCAACUGGUUAAAAUUGCAUGACACAGUACUACGCAUUGCUAAGAGGCAAUGCAGCAACGGUAGCAAAGAUGCAGCGAUUCCUUCAGCCAGACAAGCUCUUUCCUGAGAAGCUGUUGAAUAAUAUGUUGAUGUCUGCUUCAAAGCAUGACUGCAAAAUACUGUGAAUUCUGCUUGCAUUGCAAAGUGUGAAAUGUCAGUGCUAUAAUGUGCAUCUUCUGCAGCCCAGAACUGUUUCAGUUCAUGCUUUUGCUUCUUGAGAUUGGCCUCAAAAUCUGAAGCUUGUACUAUAGCAAUCCUAAGACUACCUUUGCUAAAACAUGAUGAAAAGCUAAUACUUACUAGAAAUGGUAUUGAAAACUGAAGGGAUUACAGAAUUUGUGGAAUUAUGUGAUACUGCCUGAUACAGUGAGUAAAGGUCAUAUUGUCAUAAUUAAGGUGUUACAAACCAAAAAUCUGUAUUUAUUCUCAAAAGAUGUUCUCAAGAUUCACAGGUGGAAAUGUAUGAAGCCACCAUUGGAAGAAGAGAGGCUAAAGAAAUAUUUCCUGUCUUCCAGUGAAGGGAAAGAUUUGAGGUAAUCUUUCUACAGUGAGAUAGUCAUUUCAAAGCUAGUUCUCUCAUGCCUGAUGGCAGGUGGGCCUAAACAGGCCAAGAACCAAAGUUAGUUAUGCACUCACAGAAAAACAGAGCUCAAGGAGACACAGGUCAGUUUGCAGACUUGAGCAUAAACAACUUAACUUUACAAUGAGAGUUUCCAGCGAGAAGCAGCUCGAGUUUACAGUCCUCAGACGUCUACAGCAUUAGCUCCAUGCAGUUUUCCUGGUGAUACUAUCUUCACAAGUAACAAGACAGCAAAUUCGAGGACUCAUGAAGUGCUGUCCUGUAUUAUCUUGCUUGGGUCUUGUUCAUGAAGUUGCAGUGAGCUUAGACGAGAGGCCUGACUGGGGGGAUGGAGGGAGAAAGGGGUGUCCCGAUGCAACAGGAAAUCAGAGAGGGCUUCCUGCAGGAGAGAGACGUAACCUCUUGGAAAUACUCUUCUAGCUAGUGAGCUAAAAGUCUAGCAAAGGAGGAGAGAGUCUGAGUUGAGCUUUAUUUUUUAAUUUACCAAAAAUAUUAAUACUCUGGUAAGGUAUACUUGGACCAAAAGAUAAGAAUGCACUUAAGUUUUCAUUCAGAAACUGUAACUCUCAGACUUUUUCCAGCAAUGCCUGUGUCUCACCGUCGGAUAAACAUUACAACUUUUUAAAAAACUACAGCACUGUUCAUGUAGUCAGCAACGUGCAUUUCAUACCUAAGAAGGUGCUUUUAAAAGCCACUGUCGUUUGAAGGAAACACCCAUUUUCAGGAGGUUACAUUUCUUUUCUUCUGUCCUGCCUCUAUAGCCUCGAUGGAAUUGAGGUUAGAACUUCCUUGGAAAGGACAAACACUUGCCAAAAAUUCACAGCUCUUUCUGUCACGCUUUGCCAAUGUAUUGGAAGGAAAAAAGCAUCCAUGAUCACGUGGUAGAAAUGAUAUGAGGAAGCAGCUCUUACCGUUCAAAAGCAUCUAUUGCUGCCACCUUUAUUGGGCAUUAGCAGCCCGGGCAGGAAAAAAACAGCGAAGCCACUUGUGAGGAGGUAAUGCGAGGGGUCCGUGGUCCUCCCUCCAUACUGGCACUGCAGGAUUAGUGCCCGUGAUGAACACUUUCCGUGGUGGAAGAACAGUGGGUAGUCUACUGGAGCGUAGUAUGUGCCGCUCUCUAUAUUUUCCCAACUGUCAGCUGAAAGUGGAAGAAUAGGCCAAGAAAAAGGAGGUAAGAGAAAAUACCUUACUUGACAGUAGCUUCUGUAAAUGAGAGGUCACUUUUUAGCCUUCGCAGCUUCUGCCUAUACACUUUGGUGCAAUUUGGCCGGCGUUGGGCUGCACGGGUGACACAGGCAGGGUGGAGGGAGGCAGGUCUGGUGUCUGUUACUUUGUGAACGUUUCACAGCACGCGAGCUGUGCCCGUAGAGUCCCUGCCGGCCUCCGUCCCUAGUAACUGAUGUGUUUGAUCCUGCCUCUCCAAUUUUGCAGAGGAAACCCAGUGGGAGAAAAAACGAGUGAGCAAAUUUCCUCUUUUGAGGCAGGGAUAGUAGGAGGCUUGGUUGUCCUUGUUCCUUUCCUGGGGGUGCAGGAGAAGGGACUACUUUAGUGGAGGACUGUCAGGGAUGGCUUGUCUCGUGAUGUUUACAAGUCCUUUUAGAUGUCGCUGUAAGUGCUCGUGCUCUUAGCUGACAGAAAUGAAGGCCUGUCAGGGAAGGAAAAUGGCUUCUGAUGUUCCUGGAUAAUUCUUUUAUUAGCUGCUAGCUUCAUAGUGUACAUCGGAUGACUUAGCUGAAGAAAAUUAGUACACCUGAGACUUUCAGUCAGUCUUGUAUUCAUUUAGAAUGAAAAGUGGUUUGAUCAGCUUGUGUAAAAACAUAUCCAUCCUUUUUUCCUCUCAAAAGAUCAGUGCUCUCCCUCAGGAAAGAAAUGAAAGCUGUUGCUGCUCCUUUAGCAAUUGCUUCUGAUUUCCACUGCUUCAGAGCAAAGUGCAGCUGUAUCAUUGUAUCUUCUGCUUGACAGACCAUUCUGAGAUUUGAAAAUGAGAGAAGUGUUCCCUUUCUUUAGGACUAAAAUGGGCAUUAUGAGGGGAGUAGUUGUGUUGACCUCUUUGCCGAUGGUGCAUGCAUCCAAUAUAGCUGCAUGGAUUGGGACUUGUUAAUUGAUUAGUAAUUUAUAAAACUUCCUAAAUGAAACACAGAAGAACAGCAUGACCUACCAGACUAACAUGGGAUUGGAGUCAGGUGCUCACAAAUUCUGAUCUCACUACUGCCACUUGCUCACUGUAUGGCCUUUGCAAGUCACCUUCCCUCUCUCUCCCUUAGGCUCCACAGCUGUAAGGCAUCUGAGAGCAAUCUUUGCCUGUCUCGCAAGGAUUUUGGGGAGCAGUGAGUGCUGUAAAACUGCUACAUAUUGUUAUUAAAACUAUAAUAUAUCAGGUAAUGCAGAUACAUAGAUCAUCUGCCCUCUUCAGGCACUUGACUGUUAGCCUUAUGUCUUGACACACUAAAAUGUGCAGGAUGUCAGGUACAGCGACACACACCAGUCUUGAAACUACUUGUGUCUUCAAGGUCAGAUUUGGUAACUUCAGUAUCUAUUUCACAGCUGCAAUACCAUGUUUUGGUCAAAUGGUGAUAAAUGGGAGUGUAACUCGUUUGUAUUUCCUUUGUCUUCCUAAAUAUUUUGUUUAUUAGGAAGCUGAUGCUGCUAUGAACAUACUGAAUAAUAUGGAAUUUGCAAUAUUCUGCUUUCUAGAUAUAAAUAUUUAUAUUUAACAGUGCUAAAACUGCAAUGCAAUAAAUAUAUCCAUGUAA
Molecule: messenger RNA, 9486 nt
Organism: Dromaius novaehollandiae (emu)
Lineage: Eukaryota; Metazoa; Chordata; Aves; Casuariiformes; Dromaiidae
Gene: LSM11
Product: LSM11, U7 small nuclear RNA associated
Exons: 4
Coding region: 137-1201 (354 amino acids)
Biological process (GO): mRNA 3'-end processing by stem-loop binding and cleavage
Cellular component (GO): U7 snRNP
Molecular function (GO): U7 snRNA binding
Source: RefSeq, a predicted model, not a curated record